ACAGGUGGAAACGUUAACUUGAGUCUUCAUUUCCACUCGAACUCUUCAAAGCCAAAGAAGUAAAAGCCACAACACCCAAAAACGUAUUAAUUUGAAGUGUUUUUCUUUAAAAAUUCUUAAACAAAUUUUUGUAACAAAUUUAAAUGUUUGAUGUUAAAAUUGUAAACAGAUAUCGCGUGUUUUGAAAUCGUUCGUUAGUGUCCGGCGGAUCGAUAAGGGUCUUCCUUUGGAUUUAAUACUUUUAUUAUUUUUUUUAACGGGACGAUGAACCUUUAUGAAACACUUUGGUGAAUAAAAUGAAAUUUGAGUAGUGAGGAAGUGAUCGCAUCCGUGAAGUAAUUCGCUCCAGUUACUGGGGUAACCUGUAUACUGGACGACGACGUGAUGUUUCAAUAUGAUGACCACACAUUUUAUCUUUGGAUUUCUCCUUACAUUUUUUUUAAUUAUUCAUCCGAGUAAUAAUCAAGGAAUAACAGACAAUCGUUGUUACCUUGAAAACGGCGCAUCAUCCGAAAAAUUUACCUUACCAGAAGACUCUUUGGUCGGAUCACAAAUUAGGUCUGUUCACGUUCACGGAGAUCCUCGCCCGAGUCUUGAAGGGGGCAACAUCCAACUUUACAUUCAAGAACAAGAUGGCCCUAUUUCGAUAAUACCAAAUUCGAAAAAUUUAACUUUAAAGAGUCGCUUAGAUAAAGAAGGGGUUGAUGGGCCUUCAUCCAUUUUUAUCAAUUUAAUCUGCGAGCGAUUACACACGUUAGAUCCAGUUUUUGUAAUUCCAGUUAAUAUUCGUGUCACUGACGUAAACGAUAAUUUCCCUAAAUUCGUUAACGCCCCUUACGAACUUAACAUCUCCGAAGUAACCGUUGUUGGAACAAGAGUUCUUCAAGGAGUUUUUGCAACGGACGAUGAUCAACACGGUCCGUUUUCAAGUAUACGAUACAGCAUCAUUCCGAGCACUUACAGCGAUUAUUUUGACUUUAUAAACGAAUUAGAAGGAACGUUAGUUUUAAAACAAUCGUUGGAUUUCGAAAAAUUAAAAAAAUUUACCGUUAGAAUCAAAGCUGAAGAUCAUGGUCAACCACCAAAAAGCGCCGAAACAACUUUAACAGUUAACGUAAUCGACGCUGAUGAUCAAAAUCCAAAGUUUUUAGAUGAACGAUAUUUUGCGCAUCUUCAAGAUUCCGCAUUAAAAGAUCAAGUUUUAAAUAUAAAACCAUCCCAAUUAAAAGCGAUUGAUCAAGAUGUUGGAAUUAACGCCCCGAUUUCGUUUACAUUUAACGGAAUCGGUGGCGAUUACAACCUUUUUAAAAUCCAUUCAGAAAGUGGAAUCGUUUCGUUAAAACGCAAUUUAAACGGAAGCGAUCUUAUUCAUCCUUCUACUCUAGUUAUAAAAGCUGUUCAAAAAGAUAACAGCGAUCGGUACGCUUUAACAACUUUAACCGUUUCUAGAUUGACACCGAAAGGACUUAAGUUUUUAAAACGAACAUUUUUUGUUAAAAUUUCUGAAACUUUACCGAUUGGAUCGUUGAUAGCAACUUUUAUAAAUAACCAACCGGGGAAAACAUUAAAGUAUUACGUUUCCGAACAAGAAUUAUUGCAAGUUUUUUCUUUAAACGGACGCGGAGAAUUGAGUUUGAAGAAAAAAUUGGAUUAUGAAACUAGAAAUGAGUAUGUCUUUAAGAUUUUUGCUACAGAUAUGAUUUCGAACGAUACCUUCUCGGUGAACAUAACCGUUGAUGAUGUUAACGAAUGGGAACCAAGAUUUCGUUACAACCACUACGAAUUCUUCGUUUCUGGCGACCAAACCGACUUAAUCGGGCGAAUAGAAGCAGCGGAUGGAGAUAAAAACGACGCCUUAUCUUUCACUUUAAUCGGAAUUAAUUCCUCUAUAUUCACCAUUAAUCCCACGGGAGAAUUAAAAUUAAAAACGAUCGGAAACCAUUUUGGAAUUGCUAGUUUAACCGUUAUUGUCACUGAUAGCGGAAUUCCACCGAAAAAAGCAACCGUUCCAGUCACAGUACAUUUUCCAUCACCUCCUGAUUCGGGGGAGAUAUUAUUAGAAGAAAAAAAUAAUGGGGGACAUUUAAUCUUAGCUGGUUUAGGAGGAAUAUUAUUAAUUUUGGCUUUUAUCGUUAUACUUCUUGCUGCUUAUAUUUGUAGAGCUAAAAGAAGAUCAUCUCGAGAACAACUACCAUCUUUAUCGAUAGAAAAAUCACCAAGUUCUAGUUCUACUUCAUCUGGAAAAGUAAGCAAUCCAAUGUUUGGGGAUAGAAUGAGAUCACCAACGGCUACGGCAAUGGGGGGAAUUCCAAAUGAAUUGUCGAAAUCGCGAAUACCAAGUCCGAAAGUGCAUCCGGCGCCGCAACCUCCUUCUUGGCCCGGUUCUUCGCUCGCAAAUAGAGUUAAAAAGUUAAGCUGGGGUGAUGAUAAGACGGAUUCUGAUAGCACCGAUAACCUGAAUAACAUCGAUGCUACACCGAAGAUAACCGAAAAUACAAAUUUGACGGUAUAUUUUUAGGUGUAUGUUAAUUUAUAUGAUUAAAUUUUUGUAUAUAAUUUUAAAUAAAUAAUCUUGUAAACG
Molecule: messenger RNA, 2581 nt
Organism: Onthophagus taurus
Lineage: Eukaryota; Metazoa; Arthropoda; Insecta; Coleoptera; Scarabaeidae
Gene: Cad96Cb
Product: protocadherin Fat 4-like Cad96Ca
Biological process (GO): homophilic cell-cell adhesion
Cellular component (GO): plasma membrane
Molecular function (GO): calcium ion binding
Source: RefSeq, a predicted model, not a curated record